CGGCCGCUGAGGGGGCAGAAAGCAGGCACACAGUCCGAUUUUAGCCCGUGAAAUGUGAGGCAGCGUCCUCGUUGGCGGCGCCUGCGAUCGACUGAACUGGAGACCGCAGUGCAGGCCCCGUCCGCUCCCCCGCCCCGGCCCGUCCACCCCCGACACCCGCCGCCGCCUCCGUUUCCGCCUCCGGUGCACCACCUGCCGCCGCCGCCGCUGUGGGUCUCGUCGCACCCGCCGCCCCCGAUGCCGGCCGCCAUGCCGCCCGCCGCCACCGCCGUCCAGCCGCCCCCGAACGUCGACCUGAUGGAGCUGGUCAGCCUGUACCAGCGCAGUCCGCAGGCCCAAUUCAUCCUGAUGGCGCUGGCCGAGCAGCAGACCCACCAAGCCAGGCCGCCCCACCACCACCAGCCCAAGCACAACGAACAGGUGGACGCCUGUCCGCCCAACCAAUACGUGAAGAUCAACACGUAUGUGACUGGUCCAGCAGCUCAAACAACGUACAGCAACCAGCCGCCGCAAGGCUACGCGGCAGCCGAAUACAAUGGUGCGAUUGCGGCCGGGUCUGCCGGCUUCGCGCCGAUCGCGCCAGGACCCGGAGGACUCGCCUCGGCCAUUAGCAACGGCCUGGCCGCCAACGGAUUCAACGAGAGCUACAACAUAGGAGAGUUGGCCGAGCAGUUCGACGAACUCAACAUCGGAGUGGAGAGAAAGAUGGCAAUGAAGCGCAGCCCUCCCAGCACCUACAUGUGCCACCUGUGCUUCCAGAAGGGCCACUACAUCAAAGAUUGCCCUCAGGCACUACCGAAAGGGGAUGGAUUAACCCCGUACCAGGGGAAGAAGAGAUGUUUCGGCGAGUACAAGUGUCCCAAAUGCAAGAGGAAGUGGAUGUCUGGAAAUAGCUGGGCCAACAUGGGCCAGGAGUGCAUCAAAUGCAGGGUCAACGUCUUCCCGCACAAACAGCGACCCCUGGAAAAACCGGACGGCCUGGACGUGUCCGAUCAGUCCAAGGUGCACCCGCAGCAUCUGUGCGAGAAGUGCAGAAAUCUGGGCUUCUACUGCCGCAGGGUUCAGUAAAAAUUGAAAAUUUUAAUCCACACCACUGACCAGACUGGGUAGGUUAAGGCGAAUUCGCACUCAGUUUCCACACGCGGUUGUUUUAUUAUUUUUUGUUUUCACUUUCGUUCGUGCAAGGGAAUAUAAUAUAAUAUAUGAAACAAAAAAACGAACGAACGAGAAAGAGUUCACGUUCUUUUUAUGGCGGUCUGCACGAUUGUGAUUCAGCGAUAAAUAAAUGGUUUUUGUUAUCACUCUCUUUCUCUCAAGCAAGCUCAGGGUCCGACUGAUAAAAAUGACGUGUUUUCCAAUAAUAAGGAAGAGUCAGUUGUUUAAUCUGUAUAAAUUGUGCUGCAAAAUUAUCCACCUCGCGUAUGACGUGGAUUUUAAACGAUGCAAAUAAUAUAUUUGUGACAUUUUUUCACCUUUUAUGCUCGCUCUGUUUUAGUGUUCUUGAAUCAUUUAGUUAUGCCCGUGAAUCGAUUAACGCCAGAUUGUGUAUGUUUGAUAUCAACGGAGACGUUAUUUUCAUUAAUUUCAACUGUCAACUCCAGUUAAACUGUGCAGCUUUCUCUGUUUUAUUAUGUGUUGAGAAUAAAAUGAGAUUUUUAUCACCACCA
Cloeon dipterum is the source of this 1667-nucleotide messenger RNA. Its product is annotated as zinc finger CCHC domain-containing protein 24-like. Bases 238 to 1068 code for a protein of 276 amino acids. NCBI's taxonomy places the organism in Eukaryota, Metazoa, Arthropoda, Insecta, Ephemeroptera, Baetidae. Gene Ontology annotation, molecular function: zinc ion binding; nucleic acid binding. The transcript has 5 exons. The record is from RefSeq and is a predicted model, not a curated record.